Messenger RNA from Aspergillus ochraceoroseus IBT 24754, 383 nucleotides. RefSeq lists its product as uncharacterized. The transcript is spliced from 2 exons. The coding region runs from base 84 to 383 and encodes 99 amino acids. The record is from RefSeq and is a predicted model, not a curated record. Lineage: Eukaryota; Fungi; Ascomycota; Eurotiomycetes; Eurotiales; Aspergillaceae.
UUUUUUUUUUUUUUUUCUUUGGCUGUAUAUCAAUUAUAAAUAAUGGCUAUGGGUGAUGUUUCGCCCGACUCGUCUUUUCAUAGAUGAUGCUUUGGAUGAAGCGGUUAGCACUGGAGUUAUUCUGGAUCAUUGGGAACUUUGUCUACACUGGUUUCACUAUUGCUUUGCCGACCUACAUAUACAUUCUUUGCAUUGAGGAUGCACGGUGCUCAUCGGACUCCAUAGACACUACCGUAUAUUUGAAACACUGGAGAAGCCGUUGCCGAAUUUCCAAGUCCAUGCUCGCGGCCCUUCAAGAAGCGCCGCAAGGGAAUACAAUAAUUAUGCAGAACAGACAAAAAAAAGCAGCGAACAAAGACGAGUUCACCUUUUCAACUUGUUAA